Molecule: messenger RNA, 5775 nt
Organism: Pieris napi
Lineage: Eukaryota; Metazoa; Arthropoda; Insecta; Lepidoptera; Pieridae
Gene: Cad86C
Product: cadherin-86C
Exons: 14
Coding region: 98-5404 (1768 amino acids)
Biological process (GO): homophilic cell-cell adhesion
Cellular component (GO): plasma membrane; catenin complex
Molecular function (GO): cadherin binding; calcium ion binding
Source: RefSeq, a predicted model, not a curated record
AGGUACAGAAGAAGAUAUAGUGCAACGCUUCUCGAAUGAUGAGGAGCAAACAGAGGUGGUGGGAUAGCGUUUAUUGCGAUAAUCUACAACCUACAGGAUGACGUUCACGUUGUCGCUGGUGCUGGUGCCGCUGUUAUUUGCGGCGGUACACAGUGGAGAGCCCGUCUUCGACCCUAGUACGUUGAUGCGGCUCGUGCAGGUGCCGGCUGAUGCUGCCGUGGGCUCCGUCAUCUAUCGCGUGCGUGCUUCCGACCCGGACUUUGAUUAUCCUCUUCACUUUGAGCUCAUAGGUCAAAUGGGCCGUCUAGACAUCGGCAUAGAGAGUCUGCCGUGUACACGAUACAAUUCAGUGUGCCAGGCCAAUGUGAUUCUUCUAAGACGACUGGAACCAGGUCGCUACGUAGAUUUUCGCCUGUCAGCGCGAAACACUAGGGGCAGAAGUGCAAGAAUCGCCUGCUCUAUUACCGGAACAAAUGCGACCACACCAAGGGACACCAUUUUUCCUCAUCAGCCUAGUAUCAUUUUAGUACCUGAGGAUGCAAAACGCGGCACGGACCUUGAGAUAGUGAUUGCGAGAAAGAAUCCUGUGUCAUCGAAGCCUUUGGAACUGGAACUUUGGGGUUCACCAUUGUUCGCAAUCCGUCAGCGCCGUGUCUCCACAGAGAAUACCGAGGGAACGAUAUUCUUAGUCGGCCCUUUGGAUUUUGAGGCCCAGUCAAUGUACCAUUUGACUCUAUUAGCUGUGGACCCGUACGUGGAACUAGGCAAAGACACGCGAAACAUAGCGGGCUUAGAAGUGGUGGUCGUAGUUCAAGAUGUCCAAGAUAUGCCGCCAGUGUUCACGUCGGCACCACCGAUCACACACCUGCCAAGACAGGUGACGCCUGGCGAUGUUGUUGUUAAGGUCCGAGCUGAAGAUGGAGACAAGGGAGCGCCACGGCAGAUCAGAUACGGCCUCGUGUCAGAGGGCAACCCGUUCACGCCGUUCUUCAAUAUUAAUGAGACAUCAGGGGAAGUAACUCUCGAGAGACCUAUAGAAGAAAUAGCAGCCAUCUCCCAUGCUGGUACUCCAAUUCUUUUGACCGUUGUUGCUGAAGAGGUUCGCCUAUCCAGAGAGGAGCCCGAAGCAAUGUCGUCUACCGUUCAGCUGGCCUUCAUCUUACCAGAACGGGACAACUCUCCGCCAUAUUUUGAGAAUGAAUCCUACAUAACAUAUUUGGACGAGAACGCUCCACAAGGUACGGCGCUGACAUUCAGUGAUCCAUUUAUUCCUCAAGUCAAUGACAACGACGCGGGGAAGAAUGGAGUGUUCUCUCUAUCUCUAUUGGGGAACAAUGGAACAUUCGAGAUAUCACCAACAGUUGCUGAAAGACACGCUCAGUUCAUUAUCAAAGUACGAGAUAACACUAUGCUGGAUUUCGAAGCUAGAAAAUCAGUUAUAUUUCAGAUUUUGGCUCAAGAACGUGGUCCAGCAACAAACCUAUCAGCAACAGCAAACGUUACUGUCUACCUUAACGAUGUCAAUGAUAAUGCACCAGUUUUUCUAGCUUUAUCAUAUGAAGUGGAACUACCAGAGAACAUUACUGCCGGUGCUAGAGUGGUCCAAGUACAGGCAGACGACGUUGAUACUGGAGACUUCGGAAAAAUACAAUAUACUGCCAUACUAGGAUAUCAAAACACAUCGUUAAAUUUAGAUCCUAUAUCUGGCUGGAUCACAGUUGCAACCAAUAACCACGGUUUUGACCGGGAAGCAAUGCCAGACUUGCAUUUUUUAGUAGAGGCUAGAGAUAAUGAUGGGGUAGGUUUAAGAGUAACUGUGCCAUUAAUAAUUAAGCUAUUAGAUGUUAAUGAUAACCCACCAGAGUUUGAGAGGACGUUAUAUGAAUUUGUAUUGUCGCCGAAUCUGAGCAACUUCACGUCAUCGGCAUUCGUGAAGGCAGUUGAUAAAGACGCGGAACCACCAAAUAAUUUAGUUAGAUACGAAAUUAUUGAGGGAAAUAGAGAUGGAAAAUUUGCUAUUAAUGAAGGAACAGGUGAACUGUACCUUUUAGAGCCAUUAACGAGAACAAAGAAAGAUAACGCACGAAGACGAAAACGAGAUAAUGACGAAGACAGUGAGGUGUUUGUUCUAACAAUUAGAGCAUAUGACCUCGGUAUUCCAAGAUCAUCCUCCACAACUACAGUUAAAAUUUACCCUCCAGAGAGUAAAACAAGAACCAUGUCCUUCAUCAUUCCCGGAUCAAAUCCAGAUAGGAAGAAAUUAGAGGAAUUAUUAACUACUCUCUCAGGGGGUAAAGUCAAUAUAAUUGAAAUAAAACCGUACAAGGGCAAUGAUUACAGUACAUCUGAUCAAAGCGAUCAAUCUAGUCAAGAAAAGAGUGAAGUUAUUGCCGUAGUGCGAUCAUCUCAAAAUAGUGCUAUAAAUGUAGCGAAACUACAAGAACAACUUGCGAAAAAUAAAACGGUCUAUACAACUGGAGUGGUUCCAAAUGAUCAAACUUCAUCAAAUAAGGAUGAGUCUAGCUUAUACAGAGCAGAGAACAGAUUGUUGUUCUGGUUGUUAAUUUUACUAGCAGUUUUAGUGGCGCUGGUGCUACUGCUUUUAAUAUGCUGUUGUAUAUGUGAAGGAUGCCCUCUUUACAUGCCUCCCAGGAAAAGAGUGAUACGUGUCAACUCCACAGAAGACGACGUGCAUUUAGUGGUACGGGACAAGAGACUUGGGAGGGAAAACAAGUCGACGCAAAAAAUAGAAAAUAGAUCAAUAAGGUCAAGCGAGUGGAGGAGACGGGAAGCUUGGAGCGCAGAACAAACUGAUUUGAGAACAAAACCGACACAGUGGAAGUUUAAUAAAAGAAAUCAAAAGUCCAAAGAGAUGACGAAACCUUCAUCGACACCUGGCGACAUACAGCAUGAGUUUGUCCAUGCCGCCGAAGACAACGAUUAUAAAUAUGAUGAUACUAGACAUUCUUUAAGGAAUAGGGAUGGACCUAAAAUAAUUUACACCAAGGAAAUGCAGCUUCAACAAGCUUUCGCCAACAAACAUAAAGAAUACAUUGAAGAUCUUGAAAAUGGGUACGACCGGAUCGCAACACUCCAUCAUAGAAAAGAACAAGAUAAUGAUUCAAUACGCAGACAUGAAAUAGACCGAGGGUCUGAUAUUGGUAUCGCCGUCAAGUCUGAAGGUAUCAAAAAUAACGAUGAUAAAGAUGAAAAUAGAACCAAAAUGGAAUAUCAUGACAAAGUAAAUGCUCCAACUUCUCUUGCAAGAGACCAAUAUUUUAUACGAGAUGGUAAUACAGAAAUAUUAAGAUUAGUUACACGGGGGCACAAUGAAGAAGAACGUUACGUUAAUCUUCCUGUACAUCAACAACGUCCUGUGACUUUAAUACCACAAACGCAAUAUGUUGUUGUAGACAAUGGUAAAGAGUUAUUAAUGGAAAGAUUUAUCCGAGAACAAGGAGAAGAAGCUAAACAUAUAAGAGAACGUAUGAACUCCAAACUAGUGACAGACUUAGACGAUAUAUCUAUUGGGAAAGCUGGUCAAGGUAAUUCACAAAAUCAAUACGAUGGUAGUAAAUUACAUGACUACAACAACUUACAACCAGAGGUUCCGGGUAUAGUACCAUUAAAAGCUGAGUAUUUACAGUCAGCCUUAUUGGAUAUCCAAAAUAAAUCUACAAUUAAUCAAGAGUUAUUAGAGACAUCGUUGCGAAAGCAAAAUGAACUCUUGCACCAAAUACUUGUCGAACGCGAAAAAAUGCUUCAAAAUCAAGAGACUGCUUCUCAAGUAGAAAGUAAAUUAGAAACACAAAGCUUGCCUGGUCAUUCUGUAAUGGCUACUCAAACGGAAUGCCAUAUUGGAACCCAAACUGAGCCACAAUCAUUUAAUGACAUUAAAAGAAAAUCAAGAAGUGACAAUGAUUCAUAUAGUGAAGAUGAAUCUCAAAUCUCUACAAAGGAUGACAAUAGAAAACCGACAUGGUUGAAGAGAAAGAAAUCAAAGAAAAAAAUUAAAUAUAAAGAUCCACGAAGAAGUAUGCGGACAUACGACGUUAAAAGAAAAAUAAAAACUCCAAUUUUAGAAGAAAGCGAAGCAUCACCGUCAUUGGACAGUGAAAAACAUGUUAAGAUAAGUAAAACAAAUGAAAGGGAAGAGCACACAAGGCACUUUGGAGAUGUAACUAAAAGCACAGUUAUCACUUCAAAAAAUGAAACAAUGUGUUCCACAAAGAUAAAAUUAGGCGAUCUUGAUAAAAAAGAAAAAUUAAGAAAGGAAAUUCUGCUGGAAAUCUCAGAUUCUCUGGAUGAAAAAUUGAAUGUGCGUCAGAAAAACAAGUUCAGGGAAAGAGAUAUAUCUCCGAUCAAUAAAACCUCUGGAUCUUUAGCUCUGGAUCCCGGAAGCAGUAGAGGAAGUCAGAGUGUAAGUGGCAGCACUGGCAAAAGUCUUAAAAAUCCAUUGAAAACAGAUUCUUCUACAGAAACUCGUGACGACAACAAUUAUGGAAAAUUAACAAAGGACUUUGAAAUAAAAGAUGAAUCUUCUAGUUCAAAAAAAGACGAAACCAAAAGUUAUAAAAGUGAAGAAUCAAAACAAGGAACUGAUGCAAAAGCACCAUUAAAGAGUUUGCCAAGAUAUAUGCAAUGGUACAGCAAAAAACCAGCAGCAACAACCUCUAAGCCCACAGUAGAAAAAAUUGUUCCGGAUAAACCUAAACGGCCGUCGAAAACUAAAGCUGAGGUGGGGAAAAAUGAAGAAAAAUUCGGGCGUUACGGUAAAAUAAUGCCAAAAGAUCAAACGGUAACUGAGGUAAAAAAAAACUUCAAGGAAAAGGAAAGUGACUUUAUUCAUCCCCGCAUUUUAAAAGAAGGAAAGGUAACACCUGUUCCUGAGGGACCCUUACCUGAUGCUCAUCCGUUACUUCAACACUCGGAGCAUAGGUAUGAGCGCCAAUAUGAAAAUCAAAAUCCACUUUGUCACAUACAACCAACACAUAUUCCAAAGUACUUAAAGACAGAUUCAAAAGCUCCAGCUUUACCAAGAAGACAAUCAGUCGAGCAGCAACCGAUCUAUGUGAAUCAGGAUGAAGUAAGAAACAAGGAUAAACAAGAAGUUCCCGAAAGUGCACUAACACAUAGCAUUUCAAUAUCUACAAGCUAUGAUAAAGAUCGCAAGGGAUCGGAAGUUCACGUUUCAAAAAUAAAUAUAGGUGGCGAAACCUCAGUAAAUAAAAUUCAUACAAAAAUAGAUGACAAUGAUUCGGGUAUUGCUAUGACUACACUCGCUCAACAAACCGGUAAUAUUAAAAGGUUGCCCAUAACUGAGAAGAAAAGUGUUUUUACCAUCGCCUAUGACGAUGUACAAACUAAACAAUUAAGACCAGAUAGUAGUUCAACGUCCUAUUAAAUAUUAACCAUAAAUAUACAUAAUAUUUACUAUACCCAAUUUUUUCUAAGUAAAAUAUUCGUGAAGUGCCUUAUUAUUUUGUGGAGUGAACUGUGAACAUUCCGUCCUAAAGUAUUAUAUAAUUUAUAGAAAUGUAAAUAAACUCAUAGAUUAUACGGAAUUAAAUUAUGAUCAAACUGCCUUCAUUAAAUGACUGUUUAUAUUUAAGUUAAGAAUUUGUACUGUAAAUAUAAAAAUAAACCACAUACUAUUUAUAGCUUUAAAUUCAUUGUAAAUAAUAUUUUUAUCUAAUUGAUCCUACUGAUCGAAAUAAUCGGUACCUAUUUGUUACAAAAUAUAAAGUUAUUAAUAAUUAUAUUAUGAGUCCUAAA